CCGGAAGUGUGUGCAGGGCAGCCAGAGGAUCGGACCUGCAGAGGAAGCGACGUGGAAAGAGUUGACUGAAAACUUCAAUGGGAUGUGUCAUAUAGAUUAAAAGUGCCUUUAUGAAGCGGUGUUACCGGCUACCUGUUCCGCUGAAUUACCCCCGGGACUAGUGUGUGUGACUGCUUAUAUAACGCUCCACUCAUCUGAUAGCAAGAUGGGCUCCUUGUUUCGGAGUGAGAAUAUGUGUUUGGCCCAGCUCUUUCUGCAGUCCGGUUCGGCAUAUGACUGUGUCAGCGAGCUGGGGGAGAUGGGGCUGGCUGAGUUCCGAGAUCUAAAUCCAAAUGUAAGUGUAUUUCAAAGAAAGUUUGUUGGAGAAGUGAAGAAGUGUGAAGAGCUGGAGAGAAUAUUAGGGUAUUUAGUCCAAGAAAUGAGAAAAGCAGAUAUAUAUGUUCCUGAAGGAGCCAUUCUACCAGCCGCCCCUGCUCCCAAAUAUGUGUUAGAAAUUCAGGAACAACUGCAAAAGCUGGAAGCAGAACUAAGAGAGGUUAAUAAGAACAAGGAAAAACUGCGGAAAAACCUCCUGGAGUUAACAGAGUAUACACACAUGCUCCGGCUGACCCAGAACUUUGUGCAGAGGUCUAUUGAGUGUGAAACAACAUCACACACCAGCUAUGAAGAAUUCCCUACUCUAGAAAAGGACUCCUUAAUGGACUAUACUUGUAUGCAAAGACUUGGUGCAAAACUUGGCUUCAUAUCUGGUUUAAUUCACUAUGCCAAGCGGGAUUCAUUUGAAAAAAUGCUCUGGAGAGCGUGUAAAGGAUAUACUAUUCUUACAUAUGAAGAACUCGAUGAGUUUUUGGAAGACCCAGACACAGAAGAACCAACGAAAUGGUUUGUGUUUUUAGUUUCUUACUGGGGAGACCAAAUUGGCCAGAAAGUAAGGAAGAUAUGUGAAUGUUAUCAUUGUCACAUAUAUCCAUAUCCAAGCUCUGUAGAAGAACGAAAAGGUAUAAUAACAGGGCUAAACACUCGUAUUCAAGAUCUGCAUACGGUUAUCUCUCAGACUGAAGAUUAUUUGAAACAGGUUCUGUUCAAGGCAUCCGAGUCUGUAUACAAAUGGGUUGUGCAGGUCAAGAAGAUGAAAGCUAUUUACCAUGUCCUCAAUUUGUGCAGUUUUGAUGUUACCAACAAGUGCCUUAUUGCUGAGGUUUGGUGUCCUGUGGCUGAUCUGCAAAACCUCAGGAGAGGGCUUGAGGAGGGCUCGAGGAAGAGUGGUGCAACUGUCCCUUCAUUUAUUAACCGGAUCCCCAGCACCGAGACCCCACCAACAUUAAUCCGUACCAACAAAUUCACAUCAGGCUUCCAGAACAUUGUGGAUGCUUAUGGGGUGGGCAGUUACAGAGAAGUGAAUCCAGCUCCAUACACCAUCAUCACCUUUCCCUUCCUGUUUGCGGUCAUGUUUGGGGACUUUGGCCAUGGAAUCCUCAUGACUCUUUUCGCCGUUUGGCUGGUCCUCUCUGAAACCAACCCUAAACUACAACGUACUCAGGAUGAGUUUGUGAAAACCUUUUUUGAGGGCCGUUACAUCAUCUUACUUAUGGGACUCUUCUCCAUUUACACCGGUUUGAUCUACAAUGACUGCUUUUCAAAAUCCAUGAAUAUAUUUGGCUCCAGUUGGAAUGUGUCGGCAAUGUUUUCAGAUGAGGGUUGGAGUGAUGCAGAUUUAACAAACUCCUACUUGACACUGGAUCCCAACGUGACUGGAGUACUGAAUGGUGUUUAUCCUUUCGGCAUAGACCCAAUUUGGAAUUUGGCCACAAACCGCCUCACUUUUUUGAAUUCUUUCAAGAUGAAGAUGUCCAUCAUUAUUGGAGUGUUGCAUAUGAUCUUUGGAGUCGUUUUGAGUGUCUUUAACUAUACGCACUUUAAGAAGAUGUUUAGUGUGGUUCUGGUCUUCCUCCCUGAACUCAUCUUCAUCACUUUAAUCUUUGGCUACCUGGUGUUUAUGAUUGUGUACAAAUGGAUAGCGUGGACUGUAGUGGACUCAAAGUAUGCCCCAAGUGUGCUGCUCCACUUUAUACACAUGUUCAUGUUUACUACGGAUGAGAAGAAUGUACCUCUUUAUACAGGACAGUUUGGUUUACAAGCAUUCCUGAUGGUGAUAGUGUUCCUGUCUGUACCUGUUUUGCUGCUUGGGAAGCCCAUAUAUCUGUACUGGCAGCACCAUGGAGGUCAGACCUUUUCAAGUUACAGAAAUGGAUAUACCUUAGUACGUCGAGGAAGCGAGGAGGAUAUUUCCCUGCUCAGAUCCCAUGAUUUAGAAGAAGGAGAGGACCAUACUGAGAACGAAGCACAGCGAGAACGAAGCAAAGAAGAGUUUGAUGUUGCUGAAGUAUUCAUACACCAGGCCAUUCACACCAUUGAAUAUUGCUUGGGAUGCAUCUCCAACACUGCUUCCUACCUCCGGCUCUGGGCAUUAAGCUUGGCUCAUGCUCAGCUUUCAGAGGUCCUAUGGGGAAUGGUAAUGAGGAUGGGUCUCCGUGUCUCACCUAGCGUUGGGGUUUUCCUGCUCGUACCAACCGUGGCUGUCUUUGCGGUGUUGACCGUAUUUAUUCUUCUCCUCAUGGAGGGUCUCUCUGCUUUCCUACAUGCACUUCGAUUACACUGGGUGGAAUUUCAAAAGAAGUUUUAUUCUGGCACAGGAUACAAAUUUACUCCCUUUUCCUUCCAUCACUUGUCUUUACACCUUGACGGACAGCAUGUCCUGUAGCGUGGCGCGGGACAAGCCAAGUUGCGUGUAAAAAC
This is a messenger RNA of Spea bombifrons (plains spadefoot toad), 2796 nucleotides long. RefSeq names its product ATPase H+ transporting V0 subunit a2 (gene ATP6V0A2). Bases 206 to 2761 code for a protein of 851 amino acids. The transcript is spliced from 20 exons. Gene Ontology annotation, biological process: vacuolar acidification; proton transmembrane transport. NCBI's taxonomy places the organism in Eukaryota, Metazoa, Chordata, Amphibia, Anura, Pelobatidae. Gene Ontology annotation, cellular component: vacuolar proton-transporting V-type ATPase, V0 domain; vacuolar proton-transporting V-type ATPase complex; plasma membrane. Gene Ontology annotation, molecular function: proton-transporting ATPase activity, rotational mechanism; ATPase binding. The record is from RefSeq and is a predicted model, not a curated record.